Messenger RNA from Colias croceus (clouded yellow), 1987 nucleotides. Its product is annotated as histone-lysine N-methyltransferase 2A-like. The coding region runs from base 309 to 1913 and encodes 534 amino acids. The transcript is spliced from 7 exons. Lineage: Eukaryota; Metazoa; Arthropoda; Insecta; Lepidoptera; Pieridae. The record is from RefSeq and is a predicted model, not a curated record. Gene Ontology annotation, molecular function: DNA binding.
AAUACACAGUUUAUAAUAAUUUGUGUAGUGGUACCUAUCGAAAAAUAUUUCCGUGAAUUUUUACUGAAAAGUGAAAACCUUUACCUACUGUAGGUGGACAGAAUGAUAAUGAAUUAUGAAACUUUGUAACCACUUUGUGACUUCUCGCAUAAAAUUGUGCGAGAUUGGAUUGCAAACAAUACAAAUAAAUUUAAUCUUUUUAAUAUUAAUACCUACAUAAUUAAUAGUACUGUUCUCUCAUUAUUGGAAUUUUCGGUGUAUGUAUAGGGAAAGGAUAUUCAAAUUCAUCGGCAUGAUUUUAAAUAGAAAUGUCAGAGAUAAAGUAUAAAAAUCAAAUUUUAGCCGCAAUUGAUCAUUUACGUGCUCGGAAAUCGCGACCAGACAUAAGCAGAAUUUGCAAAUUUAUGCUCAAAUGUUACAAAGUAGCACCUAAGGACACGAAAGCUGAUUUAAAACGUUGUUUAAAAGAAAAAAGUAUUUAUAAAGUAGACUACAAAGAUAAUGUAAGCUAUAGAAACGCAGCAAAGUGGAGAAAAAAGACAUCAAAAAACCAUACAAUGAGUAGUUCAGCCAUAGCAUCAAACGAAAGAAGAAUAAUAACAUCAGCGAUUGCUACUUUAAUUUACCAAGAUCAAAGUUAUUUGGAAAAUGGUAUUGCUUUUGAUGAAUUAGUUAAAGUAGCUGCGUCCCAAGAUCCAAGAUAUUCCAAGAAACACCUUGAAUCUAUCAUAAAUAAAGAGCUUUCUUCUGGGAGUCUUGUGAAAUUACCAAAUGGAGCCCUCGCAUUGGGUCCAGCAGAUCAUGAUGGAGACAGUUCUGAUAGUUUUAAAUUUGAGUAUAACGACUGCAAUACAAAAAUGACGUCAUCAGCAAACUCAUCAUGUAGAUCAUCUCCACAAAGGAGCCGCGGUAGACCUAAGAAACGAGCAGGUGAAUCAAAUACAAAGAGUUCAAAUUCCAGUCAAAAUGCAGGCGUAAGAGUGGGUGAAAGGAGGAAAAUGGCUAAAAAAGUAUUUGAUCCAUCUGAUAACAAUGUUCCAAGUAAACGAAAACGAGGAAGGCCUGUAGGGUCGUUAAACAAAAGCACAAUAAAGAGGAGGUUGAUGAUUGCUGGCAAAGUGGACAAAGAGGGUACACCAAUAUCAGAAGGUCAACAAUCCCUGGAUGGUAGUGCAGAUGAGAUGGAUCGUGAUGAUGUUCAUGAGACGUCUGGUGUAUGUUCAGUGUGCUUGGUACAGAAGCCACGAGGCUCUAAUGACAGACUUGUUGAGUGCAGGGAUUGUAAUAACAAGGCCCAUCUAUCCUGCCUUCAAUCUGGUUCUGGUAUUCUUAAACCAAGACCAGAUAAUACAUGGCAGUGUCCACAUUGUAAAACUUGUGUGGUCUGCUGUGAAACAAAUGAUGCUGGUAUAUUAACUGUAUGUAACAUAUGUUCAGAUGCAUAUCAUUCAUUAUGCCACUCGCCCCGAAUACCAGAGAGGCUAAAAGCUUGGGAUCAAUGGGAAUGUUGCAAUUGUUUAGACACACGACCACAACUAGUUGACCCACCAGUUAUAAUACCAAAUAAUAAUGAAUACAGCACAAAGAAUACACCAACGGUAGAUCCAUUUUUGAAACCUCAUGAAUUGGAUAGGGGUGCGGCAAAAAUAAUAGAUGAUGGUACCAUAGAUCCAAGUAUACCAGACAUAAGCAAUUGGAAUGUGGAUGAUGUUUAUGAUUAUUUUAUGGAACAUUUGUCUGAGGCUGCACCUAUUUUGAGAGAUCAGGAAUUUGAUGGUCAGGCACUGAGUAUGGCGCGAAGAGCUGAUAUAGUCAGAGGAUUGGGACUUCCACUUGGCCCUGCACUAGCAUUAUAUCGUAUUGUAGUUAAAUUACAGACAAGGAAAGAUGACUGGCGGAUGUGUUGGGGCUAAACCACCAUAAAUGUUUACAUUGAUGUUACCUUUGAUGUACUUAUUGCAUUUUAAAUUAAAUAUUUAAGAAUUGA